AUGUCCACAAUAAAUAAUGACAAUAUACCGGAUAUAGACAUGCCAGCACCACCGGAAAUCUGCCUUCCAGGAACUCGAGACCCUUUGGAUCCCAAAACUCGAGAACACAUGGAUCGAUAUGUCAAAUCGUUUGCUGCACCACAUGGUUAUUUGAUAUCCGUUGGGAAGUCAUACGUUUCAAAGGGUAGAUGUACAUAUCGCUGCCAUCGAGGCGGCUUUUGCAAGACUUCAAACGACACCGCCAAGACAAGCAAGUCAUUGAAGAUCCAAUGUCCAUUCGAGCUCAAGGCCAAGCUGGACACCGAACAUCGAUAUUGGACGCUCUCCCACAUCAACACAAGCCACAAUCAUCCACCUAACUUUGAGCUUGAGUAUAUACCCCCUGAUGACAAGAACUCGACCGGUGUCGACAUAGACACCUUUCUGUACUCUCUCUCACAACGUCUCCAAUUGCUCGAUUCAACUACUCAAAUGACCAUUGUUGAAGAGAUCAACCACAUCCUUGAUAAACCACACUCGACACAUGCUUCUGUUAUCAGACCAUCUUCAUCCAAAAAGAUAGCAGAGUCUCAAGAUACCAACACAACGAUAUUGCUCAACUUGGCCAAAGUGGAUACCCUCCAUGAACAAUCUCAUGUUGCGCAAAAAACGCAUAGUGUUCCUCAUGAAAACAUAAAUGUUGAAAUACUUCAACCAUCCUUUCCAGUCGAUCAUUCUACAAAAACUCACACUACAGCCACCAAUUCAGCACCAACCAGUGUUCUCAACAAUACGCAUGAAACUGAUGAUGGCACUCCAUCAGUUCCACCACUUCCUCCGAUAUCAUCUGGACCUUCAGUACUCCACAUACAACCACCUUCCACCAGACCCGACCAAGCCGAACCAUCUGGGACUUCAGUACUCAACAUACAAGCACCUCCCACCGGAACCGACAAUACCAAAGUCACUCACAAUAAUCACAAAGUCAGCCAUAACACCAAGAAGAAUACUUCUAGCACAAAUACCUGCAGCAGCGUCAACGAGCGUCCUCGCACACGUAAACAACUACGUGAGCAGGUACCAGAAUGUUCCAAGCCUAUAACCCGCACAAAUAAGUCAAAGCGUUGA
This is a messenger RNA of Melampsora larici-populina 98AG31, 1107 nucleotides long. RefSeq lists its product as uncharacterized. The transcript is spliced from 3 exons. NCBI's taxonomy places the organism in Eukaryota, Fungi, Basidiomycota, Pucciniomycetes, Pucciniales, Melampsoraceae. Bases 1 to 1107 code for a protein of 368 amino acids. The record is from RefSeq and is a predicted model, not a curated record.